AUGCUGUCCCUGGGCUGUGCGGACCCCUGGCCUGAGGGUUCGGUGGGUCUGGAGGAGGAGGUGGUGACGGCGGCGGCGCAGGCGGAGGAGCGGGACAGCGGCACCCAGUACCCCCCCGGGGACACCCCCAGGGAGCCCCCGGCCCCCCCCGGCAGCUGCUACAGCUCCGUGAGCCUGGACGACAGCCUGACCAGCCUGCAGUGGCUGCAGGAGUUCUCCAUCCUCGGCGCUAACGUCCCUCAUCCUCCGCAGCCGCCGCUGUUCGGGCCGCGGCAUCCGGGCUCCGACGCCCCGUCCUCCCCCCUGGCCGGGGACCCCGCCUCCAUGGGUACGCCCCUGACCCCGGGGAAGCCCACGGCGGCGGCCUACAGUCGGAUGCAGUUGUCUCUGCCGGGCAUCGUGGCCCACGGACACUGUCCGGACGACGUGGAUUAUAAAACCAACGCGCGCAUCAAACCCCCGUAUUCUUACGCCACCCUGAUCUGCAUGGCCAUGCAGGCCAGCAAGAAGAGCAAGAUCACACUGUCCUGCAUCUACAAGUGGAUCACAGACAACUUCUGCUACUACCGACACGCGGACCCCACCUGGCAGAACUCCAUCCGACACAAUCUGUCCCUCAACAAGUGCUUCAUCAAAGUCCCGCGGCAGAAGGACGAACCAGGGAAGGGGGGUUUCUGGAAGAUCGACCCCCAGUACGCCGAGCGCCUCCUAAGCGGCGCCUAUAAGAAGAGGCAGAUGCCGCCGGUCCAGAUCAACCCAGCCCUGCAGAACCGGCUCCAGGUCAACCUCCCACCGCCGUCCAGAGGCCCCUGUAGCCCCACGGGGGCUCAGACCACCCUGUGCAUCAACCAAGAGUCCCAGCGGCUCCUCAGGGAGUUCGAGGAGGCCACAGGGGCCGACCAGAACUGGGACCCUCAUCUGGCGGAGGGGACCAUGCUGGGGUCCUGGCCUGUGGUCCGAGGACGGAAUGGGCUCAAGAGGAAACAGUCGCUGACAUCCAGAAGCAACACCAAAGCCUCUCGGCGGUCCAGCUCCCCACUACUGUCGGCGGACGAACAGAAGGAGCUGGGACCGCUGAAGGGGGACUUCGACUGGGACGCCCUGCUGGACUCAGCCCUCAGCGGGGAGCUCAGUCUGGAGGGUGGGGGGCCGCUGAGCCCCAUCAUGAAGGAUGAGGACCUGACAGUGAGGGGGACCCACAUCUCCCCUGUUGAAGCCCCGGCUGGGACCCCGGACCUCCACGUGUUGGUGGAGACCCAACGGAACAAUGACGUGUCUGACUUUGACGAGGAGACGUUCCUGGCUACGGCGUUCCUGGAGAGUCCGUGGCCCGAGGACGAGGAACAAGGACGGAACGACUUCCUCUGUAGCUCCACCGUCAACCUGGACCAGCUGUUCGACCUCGGAGACUCUUUAAAUGGGGACCCCAGCACCCGGAUUGACACCCUUCUCUGAGGAAUAGUUGCAAAAGAAACACUAACGGCCCUCAGACUGAAUGCGAACUCCACAUGUUUAAGGUGUUUUUACAUUUCGAUGCUAAUUCAUGACGGAAACACGUACCUGUUGAACACAGAUGCCACAUCACUGUCAUCAACUGUCUCAUGAUUGAAUGACUUCAGACAAACGCUGGAGUUCAGAAGCAAUGUGACGUGCGUUUACAUCUGAAGAACAUGUUCUCCUUGUGGUGGUUG
Sphaeramia orbicularis (orbiculate cardinalfish) is the source of this 1691-nucleotide messenger RNA. It is a transcript of the gene foxj1a, whose product is annotated as forkhead box J1a. Gene Ontology annotation, cellular component: nucleus. The record is from RefSeq and is a predicted model, not a curated record. Bases 1 to 1455 code for a protein of 484 amino acids. Gene Ontology annotation, molecular function: DNA-binding transcription factor activity, RNA polymerase II-specific; RNA polymerase II cis-regulatory region sequence-specific DNA binding. Lineage: Eukaryota; Metazoa; Chordata; Actinopteri; Kurtiformes; Apogonidae. The transcript is spliced from 2 exons. Gene Ontology annotation, biological process: regulation of transcription by RNA polymerase II.